AUGAAGGCGUCUCUGGUCUCUCUCCUUACCCUCGCCGCCUAUGCAGUAGCACAGUCCAGCUACGACUCUCACGCUGAUGACGACGAUGAGGACUGCAGCGACGAGUCCUUCAGCAGCACCAUCUUUCCCGCGACUGUCAGCGCCCAAAUGACAUCCUCCACCGUCGCAUCUGCUGCUGAAUAUACUACAAGCGCACUCUUCUCCACGACCGUGUACCCGGUAACUGCCGUUCUCACAUCCGUCCCUUCGGCAGUGGUCCUGCCUUCGUAUGUAGCCUCGUCCAAAGUGCUGGCAACACUUUCGCCCUCGUCGAUCCCUUCGGUCCCGGUGACCUACGUUGCCACUGGGAAGAUCGCUUCGUCUUUGACGGAACAGCUGGCAAAGACUGCUAGCACCACCACUUCUAACUCGACGACAUCGGCGGUACCGAUGGCUGUGGUCACGGCUGGUGCUUCUGCCAACUGCGCACUCGGCGUUGCUGGUGCACUGGCGGCCGCAGCAGCAAUGGCGGUCCUUGUUUGA
Molecule: messenger RNA, 522 nt
Organism: Grosmannia clavigera kw1407
Lineage: Eukaryota; Fungi; Ascomycota; Sordariomycetes; Ophiostomatales; Ophiostomataceae
Exons: 1
Coding region: 1-522 (173 amino acids)
Source: RefSeq, a predicted model, not a curated record